Molecule: messenger RNA, 1305 nt
Organism: Papilio xuthus (Asian swallowtail)
Lineage: Eukaryota; Metazoa; Arthropoda; Insecta; Lepidoptera; Papilionidae
Product: protein CDV3 homolog
Exons: 5
Coding region: 137-787 (216 amino acids)
Cellular component (GO): cytoplasm
Source: RefSeq, a predicted model, not a curated record
UUAAAAAAAAGAAACAGACAGUCGGCCACGCUUGCCACAAAAAUUGUCUUGGAAUUAUUCAAGUAUUUUCACCUUUUUCGUUCCAAUAUUAUUGUAAUUACCAUAUUAACUUUUAAGUCAAUUAUAAAAUUACGCAAUGGCCGACUUAGAUGAUUUCUUUGCUAAGAAAGAUCGCAAAAAGUCGAAAUCAGUCAAAAAGUUUGCUACUGCCGAUGAAUUAGCCAAAAAAUUGGAAGACACAAAAAAAUCGGAUGUAAGGCCAAAAAAAGAGCGACCGGCACAAGAAGGGGAUGAACCUGGUAGAGCUGGGGAAGAGGAGGAAUGGAAAGAAUAUGAAGAGCCAGUGAAGGACUACACAGGGUUGAAGAUUCAAGUGUUGCAAGGCAAUGUGGCUCCGGAAUCACGAGAUUCGGCCGCGGAAGAUUCAGCCCCUGACAGCGGAAAGGUCAAAGGUCCUUGGAACAAACCAGUGGAAGUGGAACAACCUCCACCACCACCCCCAGUGGAAGAGAAGCCGAAAGAGGUGAAGGCCAACAUCUACGUGCCGCCUGCACCUAGGAAUCGAGAGGUUGAACCCAUGAUGCGUAGGAAUCAGGCCAAGCAUGCGCCGGACAUCCACAACGACGAUUACUUCCCUGUGCUGGGCGCGAGCGCUAAGCGCGGUGGUGCCGGCGGCUGGAGCACGGCGGGCGCGGGCGCGGGCGGCGGCACGGGCGCACAGCGGACCGGUGCACGCGCACCCCUCGCGCUUGGCAACCGCUUCACCUCGCUGCAGGACGACAGCUAGCCAGGUAACAGUACUAAGCUCCGAGAAGCAAAGCAGUAAAGUGAAGUGUCAAUAUGGACUUGUAAGCAAAGCCCGGCUAGCAUACAUCUACAUACAUACAUAAAGUUAUGCAACAAACAGAAUGGUGCAUUUUCAAAACAUUCACAGUCUAUUUCCAAAUAAAAUCAUAUAAAUUGUGUUCAGACAGUUGCUAUAGUAAUAACAAGUUGAUUUUUUAAUGUAAAUUAUUGGCCGGUAAUUGGGAUGCACGAUAUUAUUCCUUUAUAUAUUUAUUUUCUUUUUAAAUCUUAUUAGGGAAAGAGUAUCAUAGAUAUGAAGAGACGAAAUUAUGAAAUGGCUUCAACAAAUAUUUGGAUUUUUAAUUAACAUUCUUCAUCUAUGUUACCUUUUUAACUAUUUGAUGGUUGUUGCUUUUUUGUCACAAUAAAAAUAUUAAAUUUUUUAUUAGAAUUCACAGAAUGAAAUUGUUCUUUUGAAGUCCUAUAGGAAUCAAUGUAAGAAUUUAAAAAUCUUAAUAA